UUAAAAAAAAAUUGUAAUAUGAAAAACCUCAAAUUUAGACUAAUGUAAAAUAUACAUUAAAUGGAAUUGAAAAAGAUGGUAUAAGUAAACAAAAAAAGAAACUUGACCCAUGGUUUGGGUCUUUUUUAUUAAGCUUAGGAUCUUUUGGGUGUAAAGAAAGUUCGGGGUAUUUACGUUGAGGCCUUUUGUCGUAUUCGCCCAAAACUUAACCCCUAAGCUGAGUGCCACGUCAUCGAGGUCCCCACCUCGGGGCCCCGCACGUGUCCGCAAGCUGUCGGCUCGUCUCGUCGGGGCGACCUCACGCAACCACUGACCACAAGCUUCCCCCUGACAAGAUCCACGUGGCCACUGGACCCCACCCAAAAUCUACUUCCCACCUUUUCCUUUCUCUCUCUCUCAAAUAUUAACCUUUUUCGCUUUCUUUCGUUUUCUCCUCUCGCAAGUUCCCUGUCCCCCCACGAAUUUAUUAACCCCCUCUUACGUAAGAUCUCCGCCAUGAAAGCCAAGCUCCAACUCAAUCUCAAGCUCGACCUCCUCGGACUCCUCGAACUCCUAGGACUCCUCGAGCCCCGCCGCCGCCGCCGGAGACGAUGAUGAAGAAGAAGCCGCCGUCCCUGUCCUCCUCCCGCGACCUCGACUCCCCCUCCCACCUCUCCGAGUCCCCCCACUCCCCGCUCCGCUUCCACUCCCCUCUCCGCUCCGACCUCGGCGACCCCCGACACCCCUCCCUACUCCUCCCCCGCCGCCUCCCCCACUACCACCACCACCACCACCCCCCGCCGCCGCCGCUCCCGCCGCCGCAGAAGCCCGCCGCCGCCGACCGGUCCCCCUCCCCCCCCCCGCCGGAUGCCCAGAAGCCCCUGCCCACGGCGGCGCCGCCGGGGAAGGAGCCCCCCGGGGAGUCCGGUAGCUGCGCGGAGGAGGAAGAGGAGGAGGAGGAGGAGGAGGAGUCGGGCGCGUCGCCGGCGGGGCCGCCGGUGAUGGUGAUCAGCAGGGCCGUGCGGGAGGGGGGGCCGGCCCGGGAGUUGAGGCACAGGCGAGGAGGAGCACCGAGGACGGCGGCGAGUAUGAGGAGGCUGAAGGUGUGGGGGAGGUUGAAGCGGGCGGGGCCGUGCUUCAGGGUCGCGGAGGUGGUCCUGUGCAUGGUCUCGUUCUCGGUCAUGGCCGCCGACAAGACCAAAGGGUGGAGCGGCGAUUCCUUCGAUCGCUACAAGGAGUACAGGUACUGCUUGUCGGUGAACGUCAUUGCUUUCGUUUACGCCAGCUUUCAAGCUUUUGAUCUGUUCUUGUACAUGAGCAAGGGCAAGCACGUCAUCCAACACCGAACCCAUUAUUACUUCAAUUUCUUCAUGGAUCAGAUUCUGGCGUAUCUUCUGAUGUCAGCAUCAUCAUCCGCAGCAACCCGCGUCGACGACUGGAAAUCAAAUUGGGGGAGCGAUAAGUUCACGGAGAUGGCCAGUGCUUCCAUCGCCAUGUCCUUCUUGGCCUUCAUGGCUUUCGCCAUCAGCUCCCUCAUUUCCAGCUACAGCCUGUUCAUCCGUUUAUAAUGAUCUGGGAAAGCUCGAUACAUACUGCUGGUUCUCCAAGCUACAGGGGAUUAGUCAUAUAGGAAAUUCUUUUUUACCCGACAUUACGAAAUUAAGCAUAUCAUUUGAUUUUUGUACAGGGAGAAAUAAGUGCUAGCGGCUCAGAUCCUUUCUACCCCGUUGAAUGGGAAGCAUGUAGAUGUAGGGUACCAUAAAAGCAGCUGGAUGUGGCUAAUGCAUGUAUACUGUUCUGUAUACUGAAUCAAUAAGCAGCCAUCCUUUUCUUCCUGCUCAAAAUAAGAGAUCUUUUGCCUUGUACA
This is a messenger RNA of Eucalyptus grandis, 1846 nucleotides long. Its product is annotated as CASP-like protein 4A3. The record is from RefSeq and is a predicted model, not a curated record. Bases 591 to 1547 code for a protein of 318 amino acids. The transcript is spliced from 3 exons. NCBI's taxonomy places the organism in Eukaryota, Viridiplantae, Streptophyta, Magnoliopsida, Myrtales, Myrtaceae.